Molecule: messenger RNA, 2460 nt
Organism: Stylophora pistillata
Lineage: Eukaryota; Metazoa; Cnidaria; Anthozoa; Scleractinia; Pocilloporidae
Biological process (GO): neuron projection development; calcium-mediated signaling; actin filament organization
Cellular component (GO): postsynaptic density; cytoplasm; actin cytoskeleton
Molecular function (GO): actin filament binding
Source: RefSeq, a predicted model, not a curated record
CCGUUUUGCCGAAAAAAACUUCGCUUCCUGCGAAGUUUGGAUUCUACGUGGCGACGUGUGAAAAGCGAUUUUUGCUAACUAUAACUCCGAGGAGUUAUUCCGGCCGUCUAACAAACGAAACUUCGUUAGCUUGUCAGUUGUGAUAGCCAGCCAGUCGUACGGGAUUACUCGGCGAGUCCAUUUUAGUAGCCAACCGCGUCGGCCAUUUUCCUUGUGGUAUGGAACUUGCUGGGACGAAUAUUGUACACGUUUUAUUGCGCAUUGGUACGAUUUGGGAAACCGAAUAAGCUAGGUAAAGACUUCAUUUACGAGCCUGUUUUUCUCUGUCUCUUUUUAAACUUUUCACGUUCCCAAGUUGUUUAGGACAAGAUGUUAUAAUACUUGUACAAGCUCAACACAAAACACAUUCAAUGCACAGAGUUUCUGGAGGAACAACAUAGCUACCGGAAACGACGUUAAUUUUUUUCGAUGGCUACAACAAGAACUGAAUACGGCAAAGAGAACAGAUUCCGCGCUCGUCGUGAGGUGGCGAGUCGCCCAAAAGUGGAGAACGAAAGUUCUCGGAGUCAAAGCUCAACUGUAGCUGUUCGCAAAAAUCUUGUUGACACCAAGACAAAGCGAACAGCGGGCAGCCCAAACAUGGGAGAUGUUAAAGAGGAGAGGCACAGAGCGUAUAACAAAUUUGGAGCACCUCCGAAAAAGAUUAUCUCUACCGAUAAAACACUUAUUUUCCCUCUAAAAAGUGACAAUGUGGUGCGAACGACGAAAUCCCGCGAUGUGAAAUCGGGUAUGCAGCGGAAACCGGCGAAAGAGACUGAACAAGCGAAUGACAACGACAAAAGCAGCACUGAACAAGUCAACAAACCAAAUGUCAGCAAACUUAAACACAUUUUUGAUGAGACUAUUGCAAAUGAGGCUAUUAAAGCACAGCAAACUUACAAGAAACCCAGGCCUGUCUCGGAGGCUUUUGACAGAUUGAAGGCAAACCAUGCAAAAGACACGUCACAAGGUGAAACCACAGAACGAUGGUCCUUACCCAACUAUUACAAGAAAACAUUACCCCAAACCCCUUCGCACAAGCCACAUGUGUCUUCAGGGAUUGCUGCAAGGAGGGCUAUGUUUGAAAGUGGUGGCUCAAACGAAGAUUUACCAAAGAAGGAGAAAAGGUCACCAAGUUUGCUAGAUCUUGUUCCAGAUUUGAAAGAGUUAGAUGUCAGUCUGCUUGGCAACAAUGACCCUGCCCCUGUGCAAAGAUCUCGUACACGAUCUGAUCCAGGAACCAAAAGACCUUUGUACUUCAUAAAAUCUCGUAAACGCUUUCCAUCAGACACUAAAGCUAUGAAUGGGGAGUAUCAUGAUAACACUGUUGACAAGCUUAAGCAAUCUCGAGAUGACUCUGUUUUAAGGAAGCCGCCAGUUGAUACCAGGCGCCUCUUUAAGUCUCACAGUGUUGAUCAUAUUCAUGGAAGUCCAUUGAUAUCAAAUUCAGACAUAGGAAAGACUAUAGAAAGCUUGAGUGAACAGCAACCCUCCUCUACAAUUCAAGGGGAUGAAGAACAAUCCUCCAUGUUGGAAAAAAGCUGUGAAGCUGAGACAGAAGUCAAAGCUGAGGAUCACAAGCUAGCAUCUCCCAGUGUUCCAAAAGGAUUGAAAUCUCACCGAAAGGAGGAACCAAAGGAUGAUCUCUUUGAUGACACCCCAGGGAGAAUCCGUGAAGCUUCUUGGAUAGAUGAAGAAAUUCCAAAGGAAGAAACUGCUCCAGUAGAAAUGUCACCCAUAAGCAUUACACCUGGCUUUACAUCAGUACCUAAAUCAAAUAUUCUGGAAGAUAAAGUUAACUCAGAAUCUCACCCAAAGCAUGACAGUGUGUACUUCCUAAAGAAUGAAGAAACCCAAUCCCAUAAUGAAGAAACUGAAAGUUCUGGAGACGAGAGCACUGGAAGUGUUGUUGAGCACAGUGAUGUUGAUGAAGAAGAUCGUGCGCAUCUUCAAACAGUGUCUCCUGUAUCAUUACUUUUCUCAGCUAAGCCAGCAUCUUCAGCUUUGUCCAAAGAAAAAGAGAAAAAAGGUAGAAGGAAUGUUGGAUUUAAUUUGGAUACUCCUGAUCUGUUUCUGACGUACAGUGCUGAGGAAUAUGAUAGGGGCAAUGAUGGUAUUGAUCCAGUAACUGCCUCUGCAGAGUGGGAAUUGGAAAAAAGGGUAGAAAAGAUGGACAUUUUCUCUGUAGACUUGUGCAAAGAUGAGAGAGGUCUGGGAUUAAGUAUAAUUGGUUUAGGUGUUGGCACUGACACGGGGGUGGAGAAGCUGGGGAUAUUUGUCAAGUCACUUACAGAGGGAGGGGCUGCUGCAAUUGAUGGAAGAAUACAAGUGAAUGAUCAGAUAGUUGAGGUUGAUGGAGUCUCUCUCGUUGGAGUAACACAAAUAUUUGCUGCACAGACUUUAAAGAACACAAAUGGGCUU